This is a messenger RNA of Archocentrus centrarchus (flier cichlid), 11730 nucleotides long. RefSeq names its product EP300 lysine acetyltransferase b (gene ep300b). NCBI's taxonomy places the organism in Eukaryota, Metazoa, Chordata, Actinopteri, Cichliformes, Cichlidae. Gene Ontology annotation, molecular function: zinc ion binding; transcription coactivator activity; chromatin DNA binding. Gene Ontology annotation, biological process: positive regulation of transcription by RNA polymerase II. The record is from RefSeq and is a predicted model, not a curated record. Gene Ontology annotation, cellular component: histone acetyltransferase complex; transcription regulator complex; nucleus.
GCCGCCAUUUUGUUUGUGCGGACAGACCGUCAGAAACAGGAGGAGAUAACCGAGAGAAGGAGCGACUCCGGCGACCCACGGCAGCCGCUCCGGGAACCGCCGGGGGACGAAAGAGUGGCCAAAUCCGCGUCCGCGUUAUCCAGAGAGAGAAAGCAGCAGGGAAAAGAUAAGACGUCAGUGGAGGGAAAAGCGACUCGGUGACAUAUAUAUGUGUGUGUAUAUGUAUGCAUGAGAAGGAAAUACUCCGAAAAAUCCAAGGAAGGGGGUGUUUGCGGAGCGGAGACGGGGAGGAGAGGCGGAAGAGGGCUCUGUCUCGUAACGAGGGGGGAGAAAAAUCUUCAAAUAAAGGGAAAAUAUCAACAUGAAAAAUCAUUAUGUGUCCGUCGCGGAGGAAGGAGAGAGCCCGCAUAGACAAUUAUAUAAAUAAAUUGCUGCCGGGCAGAAGAGAGAGGUGGAAAGGAAGACGGGUUUAAAGAGAAGGGGGGAAAAUUGCCAGGAUCAACGCGAAGGGGGGCAUUCACCAUCACAAAGAGUCAAUGAGAGGAUUUUGUCAGCCCAAAAUAUUUCAAGGGGGUGGGAGGGUGUCAGCAUUAUUGUGCCGAUCUGAAGCUUUCCGCUUCCGAAAUAGCCGUAAUUUCUCAGCGAGUCGCCGUCAGAUUUUGAUCCAUUUUUCGCCUGUCGGCGUAGCUCCUGCUUUUUGCUUUACAGCUUUCUGUUUUUGCCUCCUUGCGUGGCCAAGACGUCCAUAAAAAAAAAAAAACAAAAAAAAAAAAACGGGGAGAGGUGAUAUUUUUGAGACUUUAGCGAUCACGCUUUUCCAUCAUCUGUGAUUUCAAGUGUUUUUAAAACCAGGGGAGGAACCUCUCCAGGACUAUAAGAUAAGUAACCCAACAGACCGUCCUCUGCAAGGGAAAAAAAACUGAUUGGAUCAAUCUGACUGCUCGCUGAUUGGCAGUUUUCGCUGCGAUCAUCCUCGAGAACUGUACGGUCGAAGAGAUAAAGUGUGCAUGCGGAAAGAUUGCACAAGAACUGUGAUUUUUUUUUUCUUUUUUCCUUUUUUUUGUUGGAAGAUCUGAUAUUUGCAGCCGUGCUCGACUGCAACACAUCUCGCGCAAGGGGGUUGCAACAACCAUUACGUGCAAUACCAGUGUGUUCUUUCUGACCCAGUGCCUUGCAUGGUCAAACACUUAAGUGCACAAAUAAGUCGGCAUGUACAUGCACAACGGAAGUCUUGCAUGGGAAUACACCCGCAAUAGAUUUUAUUUUUAUCAGAGAUACUGCAAGUCCGGUGUGUUGCCCUUUUUGUGCAACUGACUGAUUUUUCCAGUCACUUUAAAGCCAGUAAGCUGUUUUUUUUUUUUCCUCUGUUGCACCGGAGAGUAAAAGCUUUUGAGGGAAAAUCAGUGGCACUGACGGCAGUGAGAGGCUCUAACUGUUGCAUGAGAAAGCCGCCUCCUGGAGUUAACACAGGGGGGAAAAAAACAAACUCCUGGCUUCUGUUUGCUGGAUCACAGUUGCCGUUUUUGUGCCCUGACAAAUUGCUCUGCCCCCCCUUACUCCUCUGCCUUGGAGCAAUUCGGAUUUGAAACGGAGGAUUUCUCCGCCGACUAUGGCGGGCAGGACUCAGUGCAGUACGGAGGACGGAUCUUGGGACGGUUUUUCUGUCGCAGAAGAGGCUACAUGAGGUUGUCAGAGGGCCGCACGCUUGCCUUUUUUGCCGACUCCACCUUCCCACCUCCUCCUCCUCAAAUCUGUGAAGAAACAAAAUCUCCGACUGGGGAGGGGGACUGAUAUCUGCAGAGAGGAAUAAACCGAGCGGGGAGGACUGAAGGAGCUCCAACACUGCUGUCCUCUCUCCCCUGCCGUCCCCCCCGAGCGGUGGGGGAACGAUCAGAAAGGUUUCUUAAAAGGACUCAGAGACGCAGAUAAAGGGGGAUUACAUUUGCCCUCAGUGGAUCUACAGCAUUUAUUUUAAUUCGUCAAAAAAUAUGGCCGAUAAUGUCCUGGAGUCCGGCCCGCCUUCAGCCAAGAGGCCCAAGUUGUCCUCUCCUGCUCUCUCGGUGUCUGCCAGUGAUGGAAACGAUUUCGGUUCACUCUUUGAACUGGAGCAUGACCUACCAGAUGAGCUCAUAAGUUCUUCAGACUUGGGACUGACCAAUGGAGGGGAUGCCAACCAACUCCACAGCAGCCUUGGAGGGGUCGGAGGAGGAAUUGGUGUGGGAGGAGCUCAGGAUGCAGCUGCGAAACACCAGCAGCUGUCUGAGCUUUUGCGUGCAGGAGCAGCACCACAGCAGGGUGGCCCCACUUCCAAUAAUACACCAUCCGGGGCAUCCAUGGGGAUGCUGGGGGGUGUCAGUGUUGCCCCUGGUGGACAUCAAGGCAUGCCUGCCCAGAGCCAAACACAGCAACCUGGAUUAAUGCAGCAGGUUGGAAUGGUUGGAACACUCAAUCGGGCAAUGGUGGGAGCCCAGAAAGGCAAUGCUGGACAGCAGCCUCAGCAGGGGCUGAUAGGGGGGCAGGUGGUGAAUGGCUCACCUAGAAUGGGCUAUCCUGGCAAUGCUGGAAUGGGAAACAAUAGUAAUCUUUUGGCAGACGGUCUCCAACAUCAGCAGCAAGGCGGUCAGCAAAUGGGGGCUGGCGGUCAGGCAGGAAUGAGACCGCAGCAGCCUGGAGCACUGAACAAGAUGAAUAUGAUGGCCAAUGCGGGCCCCUAUGGUGGUCCGUACGGCCAGACUGCUGGCCAGGGGCUGCCUGGAGCAGGGCUGGGCCCACAGCUUCAGAAUAAAGCAGGCCUCCCCAGCAAUAUGGCUGCACAGUUCAGCAUGGACAAGAAGGCACCAGCGGGUCAAGGCAUGCCUGGGAUGACACCUCAGCAGCAGCAGCCUGGAGGCGGCGUAUCGGUCAGCGGAGCAGCAGCAGUGGGAGGGACGCAGGUUGGACUCAAUGCUGUGGGGGCCGGACCCGGCGCUACACCUCCUACUGCAGACCCUGAGAAGCGGAAGCUGAUUCAACAGCAGCUGGUCCUCUUGCUCCACGCGCACAAGUGCCAGCGGAGGGAGCAGGCCAACGGCGAAGUACGGCAGUGCAACCUGCCUCACUGUCGCACCAUGAAGAACGUGCUGAACCACAUGACUCACUGCCAGCUUGGCAAGUCCUGCCAGGUGGCACACUGUGCCUCAUCCAGACAGAUCAUUUCUCAUUGGAAGAAUUGCACACGACACGACUGUCCCGUCUGCCUGCCACUGAAAAAUGCUGGAGACAAGAGGAACCAGCAACCUCUUGUCAACAGUACAGGGGUGGGUUUAGUGAACUCUUUAGGUUCAGGUGUGCCAGGAGGACAGUCCAGCACACCGAACCUGAACCCACCCAACCAGAUCGACCCCAGCUCCAUAGAGAGGGCCUAUGCUGCGCUGGGCCUCACUUACCAGGGCAACCAGAUGCCACAGCAGCCACCACAGGCCAGCGUGCCAAACCAGGGGCUGCAGGGGCAGCCUGGAAUGAGGACUGUAAACACCAUGGGGGGAAACUCUAUGGGGGUGAAUGGUGGAGUUGGGGUGCAGCCCCCCAACCAACAUUCCAGUCUACUGCCAGAUGCCAUGUUGCACAACUGCAUGAGCGCACAGAGUCUGAUGAAUGAUGGUGUGGGGAACCUUGGCUCCUUGCCCACAGCUACUUCACCUUCUGCUGCAGGCAUGAGGAAGUCUUGGCAUGAAGACAUCACACAAGACCUCCGCAACCACCUUGUCCACAAGCUGGUGCAGGCCAUUUUCCCCACUCCUGACCCAGCUGCUCUAAAGGACCGGCGGAUGGAUAAUCUGGUGGCUUAUGCACGAAAAGUAGAGGGAGACAUGUACGAGUCAGCCAACAGUAGGGCAGAGUAUUACCACCUGCUGGCAGAGAAGAUCUACAAAAUCCAAAAGGAGCUGGAAGAGAAGAGGAGGACACGGCUCCAGAAGCAGGGCAUGAUGUCGGGCCAGCCUGGCAUUGCCUCCACAGGCCUCCCACAGGGGCCUCCUGGUAUGGGACAGCCUCCCAUGCCCCCUGGGCAACCCCCCAAUGGUCCUCACGCCGAUCCGUCCAUGGUCAGACCAGCCGGGCCCAAUCAGAUGGUCAACAGGAUGCAGAACCCAGCAGGAAUGAACCAGUUUGGUCAGAUGGGGAUGCAGUCAAUGGGUCAGAGGUCGACACCUCCUCUUCCUCUUAAUCCUCAAAUGAACCAGAUGGGUAUGGGAACAACUAGGGUGGGUCAGCCUAACACCACACAGUUACAGAACCAGUACCUCCCUCCAGGCCAGUUUCCCGGGUCCAGUCCAGGACUUGGUUCUGGUCCUGUUGGCAUGAAUCAGCCAGGAACGCAGAAUGCUGUAUCAGCGAACCAGAUGUCCACACCACCAUCCCUCCCAGCCAGCAGCCCUGCACCCCAGUCCGCCCCUUCUCUUCCAAGCUCUGGGGCUUCCGGAGGUUCCAUGGGGUCUGUGAAUGCCGGUGGCACUGGGCCGUUACCCAGCCUGCCUCCAUCCUCCACCCAGCCCAACUCUUUCCCUCACUGUCCACCAAUCAGAAACUCACCAUCACCAGCACGCAGCUUAACACCUCAACCUCAUCAGACGCCCCCAACGUUACCUGGUUGUCAGACCCCGCAGCCGCAGACGCCCAGCACACCCCAGCUCCCCGCUCCACAGCACCCCCAGCAGCAGCAACAACAAGCCUCGCAGCAGAUACAGCCAUCAGGGCAGGUGGUGAACUCUGAGAAAGCUAAUCAGCUUCCACAGCAGACACUUGGGGACGUGGCCUCCUCGGGCCCUCAAACAAAUCAGAUUUCUUCAGUGCUGAACCAGAAUGCUCACGUGCCAUUACAGCAACCACGGACCCCGCUAUCUGCGAAGCCUUCUCUGACAGCAGAUGGUCAGGUUUGCUCUCCAGCAUCAGUCACCAGCAGCACUGAACCCACCUCUCAGCUUGCCCCAACCGACAGCUCUGCUCCCAGCCAGGAAGAUGUCAAAAUGGAGGUGAAGAAACAGGAGGAGGAAGACGAAGGAGCUGACACAAAAGGAGAGGGCAAGGGGAAGAUGGGCAAGGGCCAGGCUGAUGUGAAGAUGGAGGAGAAACCAGAGGUAAAGAAAGAGAAGCCAUCGGGAGACGGGUGCAAAGGUGAGCCCAUGGACACCUCUUCAUCCUCUGUGUCAUCGUCACUAGUCACAAGUGAAGACAAGAAGCCAGAGAUUAAGAAAGAGGAAGAGGAAGGGUCAGGGUCAGCAGUCACCAACAGCUCCCCAGCCAACACUCAGAGCAAGAAGAAAAUCUUUAAACCCGAGGAGCUGCGCCAGGCUCUGAUGCCCACCCUGGAAUCGCUGUACCGGCAGGACCCUGAGUCCCUUCCUUUCCGUCAGCCGGUGGACCCCCAGUUACUGGGAAUACCCGACUAUUUUGACAUCGUGAAGAACCCCAUGGACCUGUCGACCAUCAAGCGAAAGCUGGACACGGGGCAGUAUCAAGAGCCGUGGCAGUACAUAGAGGACAUCUGGUUGAUGUUCAACAACGCCUGGCUGUACAACCGCAAGACGUCCCGCGUCUACAAGUACUGCUCCAAGCUGGCUGAGGUGUUUGAGUCGGAGAUCGACCCCGUCAUGCAGGGCCUGGGGUACUGCUGUGGGAGGAAGUUUGAGUUUUCCCCCCAAACACUAUGCUGCUAUGGAAAACAGUUAUGCACCAUCCAACGUGACGCUGCUUAUUUUAGCUACCAGAACAGGUAUCACUUCUGUGAGAAGUGUUUCAACGAAAUCCAAGGCGAGAGUGUCUCCCUGGGGGAUGACCCCUCCCAGCCGCAGACGUCCAUCAACAAAGACCAGUUCCAGCGGAAGAAGAACGACACACUUGACCCUGAGCUACUUGUGGAAUGUAUCGACUGCGGCCGUAAAAUGCACCAGAUCUGCGUCCUGCAUAAUGAAACCAUAUGGCCGUCAGGAUUUGUUUGUGACAACUGUCUCAAAAAGGCCAACAAGACACGGAAAGAAAACAAGUACGCAGCCAAACGACUUCCUCAGACCAAGUUAGGGAACUUCUUGGAAACUCGCGUGAAUGACUACCUCAAGCGGCAAAACCAUCCCGAGUCUGGAGAGGUCACCAUUCGAGUGGUCCACGUCUCAGACAAGGUGGUUGAGGUCAAGCCGGGAAUGAAGUCCAGGUUUGUGGACAGUGGAGAGAUGGCAGAGUCUUUCCCGUACAGGAUGAAAGCCCUGUUUGCAUUCGAGGACAUUGACGGAGCAGAUGUGUGCUUUUUUGGCAUGCACGUUCAAGAGUACGGCUCAGAUUGCCCUCCUCCCAAUCAGAGGCGAGUGUACAUUUCCUACCUGGACAGCGUGCACUUCUUCAGACCUCGACACCUCAGGACUGCCGUCUAUCACGAGAUCCUGCUGGGCUACCUGGAGUAUGUCAAAAGGCUGGGGUUUACAACGGGACACAUCUGGGCCUGUCCUCCCAGCGAAGGGGAUGACUACAUCUUCCACUGUCAUCCACCAGACCAGAAGAUCCCCAAGCCGAAACGCUUGCAGGAGUGGUACAAGAAGAUGCUGGAUAAGGCUGUGGCCGAGCGCAUUGUCCAUGAUUACAAGGACAUUUUCAAGCAGGCAACAGAAGACCGGCUGACCAGUGCCAAGGAGCUGCCGUACUUCGAGGGUGACUUCUGGCCCAAUGUCCUGGAGGAGAGCAUCAAGGAGCUGGAACAGGAGGAGGAGGAGAGGAAGAGGGAGGAGAACAGUACCUCCAAUGAGAGCACAGAUGCCAUAAAAGGAGACAGCAAGAAUGCCAAGAAGAAGAACAACAAAAAGACGAGCAAGAAGAGCAGCUUGAGCCUAGCCAAUAAGAAGAAACCAGAUCCCAACGUUUCCAAUGACCUUCCCAGAACUUUAUGCCACAAUGAGAAACAUAAAGAGGUCUUCUUCGUCAUCCGCCUCAUUGCUGGUCCCACCGCCAACUCGCUGCCUCCCAUCACUGAACCCGAUCCCCUGAUGGCCUGUGAUCUGAUGGAUGGCCGCGAUGCCUUUCUAACUCUGGCCAGAGACAAGCACUUGGAGUUCAGCUCUCUCAGGAGGUCCAAGUGGAGCUCCAUGUGUAUGUUGGUGGAGCUCCACAACCAGAGCCAGGACCGCUUUGUUUAUACCUGCAAUGAGUGCAAACACCAUGUGGAGACCCGCUUCCACUGCACCGUCUGUGAGGACUAUGACUUGUGCAUCACCUGCUACAACACUAAAGGUCAUGAGCACAAGAUGGAAAAACUGGGACUUGGGCUGGAUGAUGAUAGCAGCAACCAGGCAGCCACAGCUACUCAGAGCCCCGGUGACUCUCGUCGUCUCAGCAUCCAGCGCUGCAUCCAAUCGCUGGUCCACGCUUGCCAGUGUCGCAAUGCCAACUGCUCUCUGCCAUCCUGCCAGAAGAUGAAGCGUGUUGUUCAGCACACAAAGGGCUGCAAGCGCAAGACAAAUGGCGGCUGUCCCAUCUGCAAGCAGCUCAUUGCUCUGUGUUGCUACCAUGCCAAACACUGCCAGGAGAACAAAUGUCCCGUCCCAUUCUGUCUGAACAUCAAGCAGAAACUCCGGCAGCAGCAGCUACAGCACAGACUGCAGCAGGCCCAGAUGCUGAGGAGGAGGAUGGCCAGCAUGCAGCGGGUGGGCCAACCAGCUGGAGGGCCACCAGGGGGACCUGUGGUUGGACUUCCAUCACCAGGAAACAAUGUUACCACGGCACCUAGUACCCCAACAUCUGGUGGAACACAACCCCCUACUCCCCAGACCCCGACUCAGGCCAUGCUUCCAGUCCCACAGCAGGGAAUGGGUCCUGGUCCUGGAGUACAGCAGCAACAGCAGCAGCCGGGAGGGAUUCCUCCCCAACAUCCUCUCCAUCACCAGUUCCAGCAAAUUCCAGGAGGAGGAGGAGGUGGUGGUGGGGCAGGAGGAAUAAUGAGCUCUUCACAACAUCAGCAGCAGCAGAUGCUUCCUCAGGUCCAGCAACAGCAGCAGCAAAGUGGAGCAGUGACCAAUCCUCAGCAGCACCAACAGCACCACAACAGUUUGCCUCCAUAUGCCAGCAGACCUCCAGGCUCCUCACCGGUCCACCAAUCCCAAGGCAAACCAGUUCUUGGCUCUGCAACGCCUCCCCAGCAGCAGCAGCCUGGUGGCGCCAUCAUGGGUGGAAAUGUUGGGAGCCAGCAACCUCCCAGCCAGCCACAGAACCAGCCUGCCCUUCCACAACAGCAACCUUCUGGACCUCCACCUGCAGCUGUAGAAAUAGCCAUGAAGAUUCAACAGGUUGCUGAUGCUCAAAGGAAGAUGGCACUACAGAGACAAGCAGCCCAGGCAGCUGCCAGCUUGAUUCCUCCUCACGCUCAACAUCAACAAGGUCAAGGUCAACAGAUGAGCAUGGGACACCCAGGGGCUGUAGGGAUGGUAGGACCACAGGGCAUGCCACCACAGACCCAAGUGUCAGUGACAGCUGCUCGGGCCCACAUGGAUCAACAGCAAGGUGCACAUCCAGGGUUGAUGGUUGGCGCUGGUGGGCCCAUGCAGCAGCCUUCUCAGCAAAGUAACGUCCCACAGGGCCAGGUACACCUUCAGCAGCAGAGGAUGGGAGCUCCACUUCAGAACCCGCAACAGCAGCAACAGCAGUGGACUGGCCAGGGAAUGCCACCCCACCAGAGGCAAGCUAUGAUGAACCAAAUGGGCCAUGCUAGCAUGAUGGCUGCCCAACAUCAACAACAGCAGCACCAACAAGCUCAGGGCCAUGCUACCUUGAUGAAUAUGGCACAGCAGCAGCAAGGUGCUAGCGGCGGGGUCACAGGGGGAGCCGUACCUGGAGUCACUGGUGUACCAGGGGUUAGUGCUGCUGGUGGAAACUUCCCCCAAGCCGCCCUCCACGAGCUAUUACGGACACUCCGCUCACCCAGCUCUCCACCUCAGCAGCAGCAAGUCCUCAAUAUUUUGCGGUCUAACCCACAGCUAAUGGCUGCUUUUAUUAAACAGAGGGCCUCAAAAUACAAGGGGGGGCAGGGGGGCCCUGGUGGACCAGGAGGUGUACCAGGAGGACCUGGUCCCACAGGGGGUCCUGUUGGAAAUGUCAUUGGAGGUGGGGGACCACAGGUGAACUUGAAUGCUGCUGGUGCUGGUCAGCCGGGGAUGCACAUGGGGGGUCAGGGAGGAACGAAUGUGAACAUCACCACUAUGGCUCAGCUGCAGCAAGUACAGCAGCAGCAGCAGCAGUUACAGCAGCAACAGAGGCCAAUGCUCAGUGGUUUACAGCAGCAGCAGGUCGCAGCUCUACAGCAGCAGCAACAACAACAGCAGCAGCAGCAAGGGGUGGGGAGAGGAAUGCAGGGCCAGGGGCCACAGAUGGGAAAUCUCAGCAGUCCUCAUCUUAGAGAGUUGUUCAUGAGACGACAUCUGCAGCAGCAGCAGCAGCAGCAGCAGCAACAACAACAACAGCAGCAGCAGCAAAUGGGCGUAAAUCAUGGUCAGUUUCAGCAGCCACAACCACCACAGGGGCAGGCAUUCAUGGGACAGCCAGGGAUGCAGCCUCCUACUGUGGGUCAGGGUCCUCCUGGAGGUCCAUCUCUUGGUCCUCAGCAGUCCGGUGGCCCACCAGGCCAGCAGGGGCAAGGUUACCCAGGGUCAGUGGCCCAGCAGCAGGCCACAGCUGUACUCCAGCAGAGGCUUCAGCAACAGCAUCACCUCCAGAUGCAGCAGCAGAAUACCAUGGCUGGCCUGCCAGGGACUGAUGCAGGGCCAGGUGGAGAGGCUGUAGGAGGCCCUCAACAGCCACCUCAAGUCCCUCAACCUGCCCAGAGUGGACCCCCACCUUCUCAGACCCUACAAGCUCUCCACCAGAGGUUGCUCCAGCAGCGACAUCUGGGUCCUGGGGGGUCACCAGCCCAGCACAGUAACCCCAUGAGCCCUCAGCAGUCACAGCAGAUGGCCCAGUCUCCACACCCACACCUGCAGGGCCAGGCUCUGCCCACGUCCUUGGCUAAUCAGGUGCGAUCCCCACAGCCGUCUCCCAGACCCCAGUCCCAGCCGCCACACUCCAGCCCGUCCCCGCGCAUGCAGCCUCAGCCCUCCCCACAUCACAUCUCCCCCCAGUUGCAGACAGGUUCACCACACUCAAGCCAUCUGAACCAGCACCACCCAGGAAUGGUGGUCCCUCCACAACAACAGCAGCAGCAACAGUCAGCGACUCAGCAGCAGCAACAGAACACUAUGGAGCAGUUUGGGUCAGACCAGAGUGCCAUGCUGUCUCAGCUGAGUGGCAUGGCUGGUCUACACGGGCCAGGGGGCAACAGCCAGGACCCGCUUAGCCAGAACAUGAAUCACAACCCUUUAAACAUCAUGUAGAACUUCUCAAAGUGUCAAGCUGAGCUGAAAUGCUCUGUGAUCUUUCGCACAAACUGCACUCACCCAGGACAGUAUUACUGUUAUUACUUAGCCUUUCUUCUUUUUUUUUUUUUUUUUAUAUACUAUUAUUAAAUGUUAUUUAAAAUGUUUUCAAUAAAGAUGCAUUGAACUGAACUUCCUAUGGGAGAUGAACAAUAAAUCAAGCAGUUGUUAAAUGAAUUAGAAUAAAUGAAUUGUAAGUUAUUGCUGUUAAUAUAUAUAUAUAUUUUUUGCCAAUUGUGGAAAAGAGGGAGAUGGUUUCUGCCACUUCUUGCAGAGUACACGAAAGGUGAUAUUUUUGGGGGGUAAAUACAAGUACUUGCCUUUUUUGAGAAAUGUUUUUAAGAUUUUAAAAGUGGUCGAGAAUUAAAGAGGAAAUGAUUUAAUGCAAAGAACUUUUUUUGUUUUUUUUUUAUAUAUCUGUUUUUUUGUUUUGCAUUCUUCGGACUGUCUUUCUGUUUCGCAGAGUGAUGUGGAUAAUUGUUGAUGUAGAUCCAAACAUGAUGCAUAUCUUCCUUUUUUCUUUUUUUUUAAUGUUUGGGUUUGCUUUAUUUAUUGUUUUAUUUUGGGAUGGGUUGGGUUAUGUACCUUGAGACUGCUACGAUUCGUAUAGAAAUAUAUUUUUGUUAUUGACUGUUAAGAUUUAGAUGUCUGUAGUCGGUUCUGUCCAGCUGGGAAUAAUGUCAGUGUUUUCUUGCAGAGGUUGAGGGGUCUGCUCUGAGUUUGACGUGUUGAAUGGACAUAUUUCGACAUCCCGGCCAAGCUUCUUGUGUUUUGGACAUCAGUCAUGCUGGAAGAGACGCUCUCCCCCUCACGAACAUGCAAAGCCCUCUCCCUCGAAUGUGUGUGCACUCCUUCCUUUUUAAAGACCCUUAAAAUGGAGCAGUGGAGGCUUGGGGAGGGGGGGGGGGUGCAUACCUGUGUGCCUGUAACAUUUUGAGUACAUGGGCUGGGAUGUGGAGGGGAAAAAAAAAUGGGGUGGGGUUGGGGUCCUUUUAGUGUUUUUAGGAUUCUGCUGUUUGAAGUAAACAGAGGAUAACGAUCCAAAUGAACUGUGUUGCACAGAACUGAGGCGAAAGAAGGCGAUGUGAGCAGCUGGUUUCCGGCUCUUUCUGCCUCGUCCCCUUUGCUGCUUCCCUUGGACUUUAAAUCCCUCUCCUCUGGGGGAGAUGUUGAGCUCCCUCCCCACAAACUCAAUCCUCUAUCUUUCUGCUAAGAACUUUGGGAGUUUAAUUUAAUAUUUUUUACUGUACAAAGGAAACAAACUGUGGACUCAAAUACUGUUUUUAUAAUAAAAUGAAAAUUACAAGUA